Verruconis gallopava is the source of this 1530-nucleotide messenger RNA. RefSeq lists its product as uncharacterized. The record is from RefSeq and is a predicted model, not a curated record. The transcript has 2 exons. Gene Ontology annotation, biological process: steroid biosynthetic process. The coding region runs from base 149 to 1225 and encodes 358 amino acids. NCBI's taxonomy places the organism in Eukaryota, Fungi, Ascomycota, Dothideomycetes, Venturiales, Sympoventuriaceae. Gene Ontology annotation, molecular function: 3-beta-hydroxy-Delta5-steroid dehydrogenase (NAD+) activity.
AUCGCGUUGAAGACGGCAUGAUUAGAUUCACAGGCUGAUUUUCCGCGCUCAUUCAAAUGCGUGACGGCUUCUGUGCAUUUUUUGAUCAGAAAACUCUUGUUGUUUUCGUUAAAGGCUUUCCUUCAUGUGAAAGCAGCAACACUCCCUUAUGUUAGAGGAGAAGCGAACAAUCCUAGUGACAGGCGGUGCCGGUUUUGUUGGAAGAUGGAUCGUCAAAGCUCUUUGUGAUCAGCUACCGGAAUUCAAGGUCGUAGUACUAGAUCGACAGAGGAACAAUGAUUGGAAUGCAGCUAUCGAACUUGUCCAAGUCGACAUCACUGACCCGGCUACGGUCCUUAGCUGCUUCAACACUGUCAAACCUAUGGCAGUUAUCCAUUCAGCAGGCAGUGUACCAAAUGUUGCGAAACGCUACGAUAAGAGCAGAAAGGCUUUCGAGUGCAUGUAUGCCGUCAAUGUCGGCGGAACGAAGAACGUCUUGGAAGCAGCCCGCGCUGUUGGUGUCCGUUAUUUCAUAUACACAAGCAGCGUCACCGUGUUGGUUGACGACCUCUCAGUUGAUCAUCCAAAUAUGACAGAAGAUCUUCCGACUGGGCAUGCCACAUUGCCAUAUGGGAGGACGAAGGGUAUUGCUGAGAAGAUGGUCCUUGACGCAAACAGAGAUGAUUUCAAAACAUGCGCCUUAAGGCCAUCCGUAGUAUUUGGCCCCGGGGAUGAGAACUGCAUACCUACGAUUCACUCAUGCAUUGCAAAGGGUGAAACUCCAUUCGUCAUCGGCGAUCCUUCCAAGUCACUCUACGAUUUCACAUAUGUCAGCAACGUUGCUGAUGCCCAUGUUCUGGCAUUGAAGAACCUUACCUCAACAGGCACGGCUGCGGGACGGCCAUUUUUCAUUACAAACGGGGAAUCCAUCUCGUUUCGUGGAUUUUGCCUUGCUAUCUGGCGCGAGUUCGGACAUGUGCCUAAAUGUGAACUAAAGAUACCAUUGCCUCUUGCUUGGUCCGCUGGAUUGGUGGCUGAGAUUACUACGUGGAUAACGGGCGGAGCGUCCUCUAUAAGCAGAGGCAGUGUGAGGGAGUUAACCAUGACCGCGUAUAGCAGUAUUGAAAAUGCAAAGAGAAUUCUGGGAUACGAGCCGAGAGUCAAGCUUGAAGAAGGAAUCAGGCUCAGUUGUGAGGACUUCGCCCGUCGUAUCGCUACGUCAACGAAAAGUGAAGGGAAAAAAUGAGUACAGACGCAUACAAUGCAGCACUCUCCGACGGUAAUUUGUCCUGCUACUUACGACCGUCGCGAUACAUUUAUUGAUUUGAGGCCAACGAUAAGAGACAUAUUCGCUCGUCGAAUAUGAAUGCAAAUUUGUGUGAAAUGAAACAGCCUAUCUAUUAGCUUGAUGGGUCAUAAAAUCUAUCUUGUAUAUGCUGUGGUAAGAAUAUACAGACUAAAUUUAUGUGGUUUUGAUCUAAGACACUCGAGUCCAUGUAUUUGUAAACAAGCAUAACCAUCACCUGCGUUCGGUAGAACUUAGGCAACAAU